AUAUUAAAGAAAUACCCCAAAACUGUAUAUGAAUGAUUAGAUGGAAUAGCAGUGAAGCUCAAGUAUGCGACUCAAUUCGUCUCUUGAAUCAUCAUCGGCCUAAGAAUUCGUUCGAAGAACUUCAAUUUGUACUCUCACUAUUUCCUCUCAAAUCUUAAUGCAUUAUCAUCAGCGACCCUUUUGAAUUUUUGAUUGAGAUUUGAGACUUAAUUCAUCAAAUUUCCUCCUUCCUACUCCCACAAAAUUCAAGCAAUGGCUUCCCCAGACACCGUCACCGAAAUUGUGUGCGUCACCGGAGCCAAUGGCUUCAUUGGCUCGUGGUUGGUCAAAACCCUCUUGCAGAACCCUCGCUAUGCCUCCAUACAUGCAACCUUGUUCCCAAACUCCGACGCCUCUCACCUCUUUGGACUCCACCUCGACGCCAAAUCCCGAAUCAAGCUCUUCGAGGUCGAUGUGCUCGAUGCCGCCUCCGUUACCCGUGCCGUCGACGGUUGCUCCGGUGUGUUCCAUGUGGCAUCCCCUUGUACCCUCGAAGAUCCUGUCGACCCACAGAAGGAGCUUGUGCUUCCGGCGGUUCAGGGCACUCUGAACGUUCUAGAAGCAGCCAAGAAGUGCAACGUGAAGCGUGUUGUUCUCACAUCCUCAAUUUCCGCUAUAGUCCCAAACCCUCAUUGGCCCCCAAACAGGACCUUCGAUGAGUCCUCUUGGACCGACCUUGAUUACUGCAAGUCGCGGGCGAAAUGGUACCCGGUGUCGAAGACGCUCGCCGAGAGAGGCGCGUGGGAUUACGCGGAGAAGAAUGGGAUUGACAUGGUGGCUAUUCACCCUGCGACCUGUCUGGGUCCUUUGCUUCAGAAUUCGUUGAAUGCUAGUAGUGCUGUGCUUCAACAAUUGCUUGAGGGAUCAAAGGAUACUCAGGAGUAUCACUGGCUUGGAGCUGUGCACGUGAAGGAUGUGGCUAAAGCGCAUGUAUUGCUGUUUGAAAGCCCAAAUGCAUCUGGUAGAUAUCUCUGUACCAAUGGUAUCUAUCAGUUCUCUGAUUUUGCCAACAAAGUGUCCAAGUUAUACCCUGAUUUCCCUGUUCACAGCCACAUGCAGGUUCCCUCCAGAAACUCAACCUGGCUUGGUAGCAUGUGAAGAUGCUGCCAAGAGGCUAAUAGACUUGGGAAUGCUCUUCACUCCAAUUGAAGAUGCUGUACGAGAGGCAGUGGACAGCCUUCUGUCUAGAGGCUUCCUUAAGCUUAAAUGAUGCUAAAUCCUAUUUAUAAGAUUUAGAGAAGGAUUUUUUUUAAUCUUAUUUACAAGUUAUGUCCAUUAAAUGUUUAUCACAAAUUUUCUUUUAUCCAUAUUAAAUGUUGGUGAAAGAAAAUACAUUAUUAAAAUAUCUAUAUUUAAUAUAGGUAAAUUUAAAAAUUUAUUAAAUAUUUGGUUAAAGU
Prosopis cineraria is the source of this 1436-nucleotide messenger RNA. RefSeq names its product cinnamoyl-CoA reductase 1. The transcript has 2 exons. Lineage: Eukaryota; Viridiplantae; Streptophyta; Magnoliopsida; Fabales; Fabaceae. The coding region runs from base 253 to 1137 and encodes 294 amino acids. Gene Ontology annotation, molecular function: oxidoreductase activity, acting on the CH-OH group of donors, NAD or NADP as acceptor. The record is from RefSeq and is a predicted model, not a curated record.